GUCUGGUUGGAUUGCUCAGGAGCUUGUCUUAACCUAAUAGUUUCUCCUUCUAUAUAAUGAAACAAAGCUUAUUGGUAUUCCUCAUCAACCAGAACUUUUAUUCAAAGAGAUCUAUACAAACAGAACUCACCAAUCUUAUCUCUUUCCUUCUCCACCUUGCUUUCCAAUCUCAAGCUUUAACUCUCCCUGAAAAUGAUGAUAAACGCAAAGAAGCUCAUGAAGUUGGCCAAGAAAUGGCAACAAAGAGCAGCCCUCAAGAGAAAAAGAAUUUCAUUUCAGAGAUCAAGUAUUACUACUAGCAGCCAAACAGCUGUAGAAAAGGGUUGUUUCGUGGUUUACACGGCUGAUAAGAUCCGUUUUUCAUUUCCCUUAAGUUACCUAAGCAACACUAUUGUCCAAGAGCUCUUGAAAAUAUCUGAAGAAGAGUUCGGUCUCCCGACGGAAGGACCAAUCACAUUGCCAUUCGAUUCGGCCUUUUUAGAGUAUCUCAUCAAUCUGAUCCAAAGACGAAUGGAUGAAGAUACAGAAAAGGCUCUGUUAUUGUCAAUCUCAAGUGCUAGAAGCUCUUUUCAACCACAACAACAUUGUAGUGCUACUCAACAGUUGCUUGUGUUUUAGAGUUUCGCAAAUUUCUGUAUUUUGUAGAGUUUAUAGAUUAGACAGCUUAAUUGUUUCAGAAUACAAACUAUUCUUAUUUGGUCUCUCAUUUAAGUUGUCUCAUAAAAAUUCAAAAAUGACCUUCCAUAUAAAUGGAAACUUUAUCCCAACUUCAAAAAUCACUUGUUCUGACAGUUUCAUAUAAAUCUCUGAAUACUCAAGCCAUAUUAAUGAAAU
Molecule: messenger RNA, 834 nt
Organism: Arabidopsis thaliana (thale cress)
Lineage: Eukaryota; Viridiplantae; Streptophyta; Magnoliopsida; Brassicales; Brassicaceae
Product: SAUR-like auxin-responsive protein family
Exons: 1
Coding region: 193-618 (141 amino acids)
Biological process (GO): response to auxin
Cellular component (GO): plasma membrane
Source: RefSeq, marked reviewed